Messenger RNA from Anopheles stephensi (Asian malaria mosquito), 1302 nucleotides. RefSeq lists its product as uncharacterized. NCBI's taxonomy places the organism in Eukaryota, Metazoa, Arthropoda, Insecta, Diptera, Culicidae. The transcript has 2 exons. The record is from RefSeq and is a predicted model, not a curated record. Bases 268 to 603 code for a protein of 111 amino acids.
CCCAUAGGUUUUUCAGGUUGUCAAUAUAAAAGCAGGCAAAAAUUCUCAGUGUCGGCCAUUUCUUUUCUGGUGGUGAAACAAGGCAGAGGGCAAGCGUAGCAGUGUCGGGUUUGUUAAGGGUGCCGGUUUUCCGGUGGGUGCCCCUGGUGCUGCGGGCCCUUCGAAAGCAUCGAUAUUGUAUUUCGCCGGUUACGGAUCGAGUUUUUUCCGUCGGUUACGGAUGUGCAGUUUCACGUGCUUUGGAUCCAGUGUAGAACAGCGCCUCGGAUGCUGCGCAAGAAAUUCCUGCUUCAUCGUGACGGAAGCACGGUAGAUGAAUCGCACAAAAUGGCUGCCAUACGCUGUGUGUUCUCAAAGCAGUGCAUCCGGCGGUGUGGCAAUUGCUGUGAAUUCGUAACAUUCGGCGGCGUCCCUUCGCUUCAGCAUCAUCACCACCACCGCGGCUCUGUCGUGGGGCGGGGUCUCUGCAUGCAGAUAUGUGUGCUUCCCGAAAGGAAAGAGAACCACCAAUUGUCUUCGAUUCGAAUGACGGGGCCACCUUUGGAUGCUGGUACAUCCAGCCCGGGAAGAAUUCGCUAUUGGAUUCUAUUCGACCACACCUAACCUCAACAAUUCUGUCACUGGAACUCGGUGUGCGUUAUUCAGUGACGCUUCUUAUCGUCUCGUCGUGUUCUCACCAAUCCGGGCGCUAGCAGGGAUUAUUCACCGACGGCGGCGUACUGGAGGAGCAGGAACGAGAAGAUUAACGAGCAUUAUUGUUCGUUCGUCCUCUAGCAGCAAAACUAAAACCCGCGUAAAUUGGCAUCUGCCGAUUGUGGGGGGAUUAUUGCUGCAACUCAACUGUUCGUUGGCCAUGAGAGGCUGUGAUUAGUGAAAGGUGGUGGUGUGAUUGGGUUGUGCCCUCAUACCACAUUCAUUGCUUCGCUCCUCCCUUCCACGAAUCGGAAAGCCUUUUUAUAAGGUACAAGUUUAACAACCACUUAAAUUUCGGAUGUAACAUCUAGUAAAAACAUUGCCAAAAACGGACGCACAAUUGUGCGGACGUAUUUUAAUGUUCUCUGAUAAACGUUCGUGCGACGUUUCAUUUCAACCACUUAAAUUUCGGAUAUGAAUCAAAGUAAUUUUCAUCAAUUCCCUCUACCCUCAUGAGCGAGUGAUGUAAUGUACUCUCGUUCUGGACGAUUUUCAACCACUUAAAUUUCGGAUGUUAACAUGUGAUAUGCGUUGAUAUGCACCUGUCUGAUACUAGAAUAAACACGGAUGACUAGCCUACAUCAUGUGUCGUGCAUGGUGAACAGAUUA